Sipha flava (yellow sugarcane aphid) is the source of this 986-nucleotide messenger RNA. RefSeq names its product peptidyl-prolyl cis-trans isomerase E (gene cyp33). Lineage: Eukaryota; Metazoa; Arthropoda; Insecta; Hemiptera; Aphididae. Gene Ontology annotation, molecular function: peptidyl-prolyl cis-trans isomerase activity; RNA binding. Gene Ontology annotation, biological process: protein peptidyl-prolyl isomerization; protein folding. Gene Ontology annotation, cellular component: intracellular membrane-bounded organelle. The record is from RefSeq and is a predicted model, not a curated record. The transcript has 2 exons. Bases 75 to 971 code for a protein of 298 amino acids.
ACCGGCUUCAAAUUUAACUUAAAAAAGUAGGAAUUAUUUAAAAUAUAAACAGUUUAUCAUAUUAUUAUUCAAAAAUGAACGACACCGAUAAUUAUAAGUCAUACUUGAAACGUACCGUUUAUAUUGGUGGAUUAGCUGAAGAAGUGGACGAUAAAGUAUUAAAAGCUGCAUUCAUUCCUUUCGGUGAUAUUGUCGAUGUCCAGAUGCCAUUAGAUUAUGAAUCGGAGAAACACCGUGGAUUUGCAUUUGUUGAAUUCGAACAGCCAGAAGAUGCCUUAGAUGCCAUUGAUAAUAUGAAUGAAUCAGAAAUAUUUGGCCGUACGAUCCGUGUCAAUUUGGCUAAGCCCCAGAAAAUUAACAGAGGCUCAACAAGACCAGUAUGGUCAGAAGAUGAUUGGCUUGUUCAGUAUGCUGGUAAGACAUUGGAACCCAAGGAUGAUAAAAAAACUGAAGAGGACAAAAACAAAGACGAAGCAAAAAAUCCACAGGUUUAUUUGGAUAUUAAAAUUGGUAAAAAAGAUGCUGGUCGCAUUAUAAUCAUGCUACGAGCAGAUAUUGUCCCUCGCACAGCAGAAAAUUUCCGUUGCUUAUGUACUCAUGAGAAGGGUUUUGGAUAUCAAAAUACUACAUUUCAUCGUAUCAUACCAAAUUUUAUGUGUCAAGGUGGUGACAUUACCAAUAAUAAUGGCACAGGUGGAUUAUCAAUUUAUGGAAAAAAGUUUGACGAUGAAAAUUUUGAAUUAAAACACACUGGCCCAGGAGUUUUAUCAAUGGCGAAUUCUGGGCCAAAUACAAACAGUUCACAAUUUUUUAUUUGUACAGCACGUACAGAAUGGUUGGACAAUAAACAUGUUGUAUUUGGUCAUGUAUUAAGUGGUAUUGAUGUAAUGAAAAAAAUGGAAAAAUGUGGGACUAAAGCUGGUUUACCAACUGAAAAAGUUAUAAUUGGAUCUUGUGGACAAUUAGCUUAGAAAAAUAUUAAUGAA